This is a messenger RNA of Purpureocillium lilacinum, 2724 nucleotides long. RefSeq lists its product as uncharacterized. NCBI's taxonomy places the organism in Eukaryota, Fungi, Ascomycota, Sordariomycetes, Hypocreales, Ophiocordycipitaceae. The record is from RefSeq and is a predicted model, not a curated record.
AUGGGUCUGCUCAGCUUUCUGACCGGGCGGAGGAAUGCCGGCGGCGCAGACCGAUCUCGGGAACCGACAUCGUCCAUCGCCCACCAACCCUAUCACACAACUGUAGCUGCGCAUCCUCCCGUUCGAGGAACCCGAGCGGUCUGCGGAAACGGACCUGUCUCACUGGAACAGCUGCAACGGCAGGCCGCACGGAAGCGACCCAGCCAACCCCAGCUUGCCACUGGGCCCGUGAAGCCCUUCCUCCUCGGCGUCCUUGACGAGCGGCCAUCCAGUGCGCCCGGCGAUGAGGCAGAUGCAUGGCGACCCAGAUCGCCCAUCGGGAACCCGCAAUUCCCCGCGCUGGAGAGCUACCACAGCAACAGCAGCCGGGGACGAAGCCUGGUUCGAAGGGACCAUGGCGCUCACUCCGUGACGCCGUCCAUCUCGACUUCUAACAGGACGACGUUGGCGACAAUCAGCGCCGUAGAAUUGACAGCUGGAGCCGUGACCGGCCGCAAGGCCACGCGGUACGUCGACAUCUUGGACGCACAGGGAGAGAUCAAGCCGUCCGAUUUCAAGUCGAGACUGCGAGCCGCCGGCGCAAGAGACUAUGGCGAGGACGUUGCGGAUCGGAAUAUCGGCGAGAACGGCGUGGACCUCACGACCCCGGCGGUGCAGCGCUUCUACGCGGCGUUGGAGCACACGGCGACGAAACCCAUGUACGAGAGGCGGGCCACCAUGAUCACUCUCCCUACGUUGAGGCGUGCAGAAGCGACGAUGCUCAACCUUGCCCGAACCGACGAACAGGAUGAGCCUGCUCAUGAGCCUGCUCCUUCCUCCAAGAGACGCUCGGUUCACGGCCUGGAAUCGGCCGCAGAGGUGGAGGAGAGAAGGAGCCGCCGGAAGGAAGGCGCAUCCCAACGUACCAGGAGCCUAGACUCGAGGACGCUGCUUGCGCUGCCGACGCCAACACCGAGCCAGAACCCGCCACCGGAACAUGGCCUGCGCCACGUACUCGGUUCCAUAGAUGCCAACUCCGUCGUGCGUGUCUCAACGCCUAAGGGAAGGGAGCGCAGCACGUCGCCGACUCUUGUACCAGGAUCGACACCACGAGGCUGGAUCAGCACCGAGAGACGACAUCCGGAUCGAACGGCCAGCAAGCGACACAGGGGCAGUGAGCUUCUCAGCGUGCAGGCAUUCGAGUCGUCGGGGCAGAGCAGUCGCGCGGCCUCACCUCCCGCCGUGCCGAGGUACCGACCCCUGAGCGCGAUGGGCAUAACGAGCGACAACGGCAAGGCGCCGGCGACGCCCUCGAAUAUGUCUACCCCUAGACGACGGCAACGAAGGGAAGGCGGAUAUCUGGACGAACGGGCUUACACACCCGUCGCGGCGGCGCAUCGGGAGAUGCGCAUCUACGACAGCCAACUGCUCUACGCAGGUCUCUCAUAUGAGCCUCGCGGUCGCGACGAGUCUCGCGAGCAGACGGCCUUGCCGUUGCUGAGGGGAUACAGCUCAGACGAGGGGAGUCUGAGCGACUCUGCGCCCGCGCCAUCUGUCUCAACUCGUCGCAGAGACGCCUCCCGCAGCCGCAGCCGGCCCAAGCGCGGCUCUCACGCGCAAUGGAAGAGCCCUUGGAUCAGCCGCGAGGCCCUCGCAGGCGCCGACGCACCCGGCCCGUCAGAAGCCUCGGCCGGAUCAUCGUCGCAACACGGACGCAACCGGUCCUGGAGCUGCCUAUCAGCGCCCGGGCACCGCAGCGGCGGCGCGAGCAUCAACGAUUUCGUCGGCUACGUGCCCCCGCGGAACUCGUCGCUGCGGCAAUGGUCCGUCUCGUCCAUCACGCCGACAACGGAGCUUUCCGACGGCUGCUCCACGAGCACGAACCUGUUCCCGCGCCCGCAGAGCAAUCAUACGGCCAACACGUCGCUCGACAUGCCACUGUCGGUCAAGCAGCCCAUGGGUGGUGCGGAGCCGAAGACAUUCUCGGCCGCCGGCUCCACCGCGCAUAUCCUUCCCGGCGGGUCGCUUUACGUCCCGUCUCUCGAGGACGAUGCCUUUACGGAGACGACUAUUGGCUCGCGAACAGAGUCUCGGACGGGCUUCUUCGACGCGAACCUUUCUGCGGGCAAGGCCGACAGCAUGGACUUUGAAGCCCAGGAGUGCGGCUGUCCGGGCGCCGUCAGCGCUGCCGACAGUGACUCUGACGUCGACUCCUUUGUGGAGAAGCGCCGGGCUCAGGUCAAGGACGACGAGGCUCUCCUCUUCAAGGAUGAGGGCUACGGCAAGGCGGGCACUGACCUACCCGGCCUGUUCGAUUCGGAGCCGAGACACAAGCCAUGCCUGAUGUGUUCCCUGCUGCAUUGCGCUGCCAUCGACCCGCCGUUCCUGGUCGACGGGCCGGCGAUGCUCCCGCCGUGCGGACACAAAGAGGGCAUCACGCGGCGGGACAGGCUCCGCGCGCUGGGGUAUGAGUACGACACGGACGAUAGCGCGUCUGAGCCGGAGGAGCCGCCAGAGUCCGAGGCCGAGCCGCAGCAGGGGAGAGGCCGGGGCCGCUCGGUCACCGAGAAGCCUACCAUGGCAAACGCAAGCCCACAUCCAUCGAGGGACAGCUCGCUCAAAGCGGUACCGCGGCAAGCCCAAGAAGCAAAGCGCAGCAAUGGCAGGAGAUUGAACCGGAGCCGCGGCGUCAUCGAGCCAGUCCUCGAGGGCUACGAGGGCCACGACGGGGACGUGGAGUUCUAA